UUGGUAGUGAGGUCGAAUCGGCAGGGAAGCCUAGACGCGCAGCCACGCGCUUCCUCGGGGAAGCACGGAGUGGUGGGUGGUGAGGACGACCACCGCUUUGGGUGCUCGUCCCCUCUCUCUUCGGUUGGCCUUUUUCAUGACUCUCCUCCGACCCGCGAGGCCGAGGAUCAAGAGCGAAGGUCAGAGAGGUGCAAUGGGCCACUUUUGCUCGAAUAUGGUAUCUCUUAGAUGGGAAAAUGCAACCCCCUGGUAAACUUGCUGCUCUAGCAUCAAUAAAACUUCAAGGAUUACAUAAACCUGUAUACCAUCAGCUGAGUGACUGUGGAGAUCAUGUUGUCAUAAUAAACACAAGACACAUUGCAUUUUCUGGAAACAAAUGGGAACAAAAAGUAUACUCUUCACACACUGGCUAUCCAGGUGGAUUUAGACAAGUCACUGCUGCUCAGCUUCACCAGAAAGAUCCAGUAGCAAUUGUAAAAUUAGCUAUUUAUGGCAUGCUGCCAAAAAACCUUCACAGAAGAACAAUGAUGCAAAGGUUGCAUCUUUUUCCAGAUGAGGAUAUUCCAGAAGAUAUUCUUAAGAAUUUAGUGGAAGAGCUUCCUCAGCCUAGGAAAAUUCCAAAACGUCUUGAUGAGUACACCCAGGAAGAAGUGGAGUCUUUCCCGAGAGUGUGGUCCCCACCUGAAGAUUAUCGGAUAUAGAAUGAAAAUUACAGAAAAUACCAUGAAGUGAUUUAGACUGCUUCCUAAUGAGUUUCUCUGCCCUUGAACAGUGAAACAACUUCAGGAAACUGCAAAUAAGACACAUUACUUUAUAGAAUUGUUUCAUUAUAUAAUGAUUGGAAUAAAAUUGCUUAUUUGGA
Messenger RNA from Sciurus carolinensis (gray squirrel), 862 nucleotides. It is a transcript of the gene Mrpl13, whose product is annotated as mitochondrial ribosomal protein L13. The coding region runs from base 237 to 701 and encodes 154 amino acids. Gene Ontology annotation, molecular function: mRNA binding; structural constituent of ribosome. The transcript has 7 exons. Gene Ontology annotation, cellular component: ribosome; mitochondrial large ribosomal subunit. NCBI's taxonomy places the organism in Eukaryota, Metazoa, Chordata, Mammalia, Rodentia, Sciuridae. The record is from RefSeq and is a predicted model, not a curated record. Gene Ontology annotation, biological process: negative regulation of translation; translation.